Molecule: messenger RNA, 564 nt
Organism: Verticillium alfalfae VaMs.102
Lineage: Eukaryota; Fungi; Ascomycota; Sordariomycetes; Glomerellales; Plectosphaerellaceae
Exons: 1
Coding region: 1-564 (187 amino acids)
Biological process (GO): positive regulation of transcription by RNA polymerase II
Cellular component (GO): nucleus
Molecular function (GO): DNA-binding transcription factor activity; transcription cis-regulatory region binding
Source: RefSeq, a predicted model, not a curated record
AUGGCGACGCUCGCCACCUACCACGAGGCCGUCAGCACCGGCGUCGAACGCCUCUCGGUUGAUCGCAUUCGGGCUUUCGAGGCCAGCCUGCAGCCCGUGUACGCGCCACUUACGACGGAGGAUCUCGGAUCGGACCCGGAUGUCGGGGAGCCACUCCCCCUUGGCCAGGGCGAGAUCGAGGCUGUCGAGGCGUUCAAGCUCGUGCGCGCCUUCCAACGGACGGCACUGAUCUACCUCUACCGCGUCAUCUGCGGACUGCCGACAUGUCAUGCGCUUGUGCAGCAGCACGUCGAACCCUGUCUCGACGGGCUGUUCGAGGUCCACCCGUCUUCCCACAUCUAUCACUGCGUCAUCUUCCCGCUCUAUGUCGCCGGCGCCCACGCGCAAACAAGUAAGCGCAGAGCCGGCGUGUCUGACAUGGUCUCGGGCAUCUUCAAUGACAUGCGGUUUGGUUCAGUGCGCGCCAUCGGCGAGGCACUGCGCGAUGUCUGGAGGCGUGACGCGGAACGCAUGUCUUGGGCAGACAUGUUUGGCUUUCUAAGUCCGUAUGCCGUCGUGCUGUGA